Arabidopsis thaliana (thale cress) is the source of this 1796-nucleotide messenger RNA. Its product is annotated as pfkB-like carbohydrate kinase family protein. The record is from RefSeq and is marked reviewed. The coding region runs from base 476 to 1507 and encodes 343 amino acids. Lineage: Eukaryota; Viridiplantae; Streptophyta; Magnoliopsida; Brassicales; Brassicaceae. Gene Ontology annotation, cellular component: cytoplasm. Gene Ontology annotation, biological process: starch biosynthetic process; fructose metabolic process. Gene Ontology annotation, molecular function: kinase activity; fructokinase activity. The transcript has 8 exons.
CUCCUUCUUUUUCUAAUCGUAGUUUACGGGAAAAUAAAUAACAUCCAAAUCAUGUUUCAUGCCAGACACAUUAAGCACGCAAUUUUUCCACUAUACAAAUCUUAGCUUACUAAUUCUUGUUUUAAUUUACGAUUCAAAAAACAUUAAAAGCUACAGUGUUGACCGGAAAAAAAUAAAAUUCAGAAGGGUUUUAAAGUUUUCUCUUGGAGAAGACGUUGCAAUUUUUUUUAUAUUUUUGUCACACGAGUGUAACAUAGUAGACCGGAAAAAUCCACAUAUUUGAUGACGUCAGCAUAAAUUCCUUACUAAUACAUAACCAACUUCGUCUCUUCAUCUCUACUAACAAUUAGCAACAAAAUAAAAGCACACGAAUUUUCAAAUCUUUCUCUUCUCUCGCUCUCUCGAAUUCUUCUCUCUGUUCCUCGUAGAUCCCCUCUGUUUCCGUUUUCGUCUUUUCGAAUUCCGAAGAUCUCAAAUGGGUGAGGAUGCAAUCUCAGGUAAUCUCAAGAAUCUAACGAUCGACACAAGAGAUUCAGAAACUCUUGUGGUAUGUUUCGGUGAAAUGUUGAUUGAUUUUGUUCCUACGGUGGGAGGUGUUUCAUUGGCUGAAGCACCAGCUUUCAAGAAAGCUCCUGGAGGAGCUCCUGCUAAUGUAGCUGUUGGUGUCUCUAGACUUGGUGGCUCCUCUGCUUUCAUUGGAAAGGUUGGUGAUGAUGAGUUUGGAAGAAUGUUAGCUGAUAUUCUAAGGCUGAACAAUGUUGACAACUCUGGGAUGAGAUUCGACCAUAAUGCACGGACUGCUUUGGCCUUUGUUACGCUAAGAGGUGAUGGAGAGAGGGAGUUUUUGUUCUUCAGGCAUCCGAGUGCUGAUAUGCUUCUUUUGGAAUCUGAGCUUGACAAGAACCUCAUCCAAAAGGCCAAGAUCUUUCACUACGGAUCUAUCAGUUUGAUUGAGGAACCUUGCCGUUCUACUCAGCUUGUAGCUAUGAAAAUCGCUAAGGCUGCAGGGAGUCUUUUAUCUUAUGACCCGAAUUUGAGAUUGCCGUUGUGGCCAUCAGAAGAAGCUGCUAGGAAAGAGAUAAUGAGUAUCUGGAAUUUAGCUGAUGUUAUAAAGAUUAGCGAAGACGAGAUAACAUUCCUGACCGGUGGUGAUGAUCCUUAUGAUGAUGAUGUGGUGUUGCAAAAGCUCUUUCAUCCCAAUCUUAAGCUUCUUGUUGUUUCAGAAGGACCUAAUGGCUGUAGAUACUACACUCAGGAGUUUAAAGGUAGAGUUGGUGGAGUAAAAGUGAAGCCAGUUGAUACAACCGGUGCAGGAGAUGCAUUCGUGAGCGGGUUAUUGAACAGCUUAGCUUCUGAUCUUACUCUUCUCAAGGAUGAGAAGAAACUAAGAGAGGCGCUUCUAUUUGCAAACGCAUGUGGAGCCAUUACAGUAACAGAGAGAGGAGCGAUACCGGCGAUGCCAAGCAUGGAUGCUGUUCAAGAUCUUCUUUCUUCUACUCGCUCCUAAAAUGCUUCAAAAGUCUCUUUUGAGUGUAUCAAUUCAUUACCUUUUACAGUGUUUUUGUUUUUUUAAAUAUUUUUCCCCAAUUUGUAGGAACUCAAGAAUGUUGUGUGUGUUUUUUUAGUUUGUUGUUGAUCUCCCGGAGUUUUAGUAUUGGGGUGGUUUGGUUUUACUAUUAUCAAGUUAGGUUUUCUACAAAGAACAAAUUCAUGCUUUGUAAAAACUACUUGCCGUUUUAUGUAACGAGAACGACACACACUCUUUAACGCAAAACCAUUAAUUGUUUAGUUAAACC